Messenger RNA from Dimorphilus gyrociliatus, 640 nucleotides. Lineage: Eukaryota; Metazoa; Annelida; Polychaeta; Dinophilidae. The record is from the annotation of a GenBank genome assembly.
UAUGAACGUUGAAACGAAAUUAGGAGGAGAUUUAUUAUGUGAACCACAUCAAUUACUGUUCCAAUAUACUUCUGGAAAUUUGUGCGUUUUAAUUGAGGAUGUAAAAGGAAUUGGUUGGAAAUCGAAAGUUUCUUCGCAACAAAUUCCAGAGGACCAUGUAUGGAAUGCUCCGUAUAGCUUAAAUUGUUCAUUCACAUUUGAACAACUCAAUUAUUCAGCCGGUGCUACUCAUUCUCCUUUAUCAUGCGCUCUUCAUAUCUAUCAGGUUGACGGAGACCAACAGACUCUGUUUAUCUCAACCGAAUCCAGGAAAUCACCAAGAACGGCUAUCCUAUCUUCAAAUGGUCAUUUAAUAAAUAAUUUUAGGCUAUCAGCAACAACAAAGAAGCAUCUUUGUAGCUUGUUGGAUGUACCACAACCAAGGGGUAACGAUUGGAGGAUGUUAGCGCAAAGAUUAGCAGUUGACAGAUAUGCCACCUAUUUUACAAAUAAAAUAAGCCCAACAGAGCAAAUUUUACAAUUAUGGGAAGCCCGCCAAACCGAUACAAAUUCAGUUGGUGAAUUAAUGAACUGUUUAAGAGUUAUGGGACGAACUGAUGCAGCCGCCUUAAUAGAAAAAGAGGCUGGAGCGUGGCUGUAA